AUGUCAAAACGUGUUUCGAAAUUUAUGGAUUCUACGUGCGUUGCAGUACGAGGUGAUGAACAUAUCGUAUUUGCUGCUUAUAAUACCGAUUUGGAUGCAUUUUAUGUCCCUAGUCCUAAUACAAGAAUUCGUGCUGUAAGCAAUAAAACAGUUAUGGCUUACGCAGGUGACCAGACAGGCGGACAGGACUUAUGGCAGCAGGCCGUGAAGGACCGUACUGAUAUGUACCCGCAGUAUGAGGAUGAGCAAGGAAAUGUUGCAUACAUAGCAAAUUACCUGUUCAGUGUAUUGCAUAACUCUACUAUUAUUCGCAAUGGUCCAUUAUCAUUGGUGAGUUGUAUAGUUGCCGGUUUUGAUGUUGGCAAGUCGUAUAUCUAUAAAGUAGAUAAAACUAAAGUGGAUGUCAUCGAUAAGGUGACAGCAGUCGGUUACGAGGAACAUACAGCUCAGAACUAUCUAAAUCAACAUUGCAAUCGCACUAUUGAUGAGUUAACAGGUAUUAUGAUUGCUCUUGGAUCUUUGACUUCUAAGGGACAAACUGAUGUUAAGCAUAUCGAAGUCGGGGUAUUGAGUAAGGGACAACCAAUUCGAAUGAUAAGUCAAAACGAUAUCACUGACUACUUAUGUAGCGUUCCAAGUGAUAGCAGUGAUGAGUACGUCAUAGGUUGA
This is a messenger RNA of Teleopsis dalmanni, 669 nucleotides long. Its product is annotated as proteasome subunit alpha type-2-like. The record is from RefSeq and is a predicted model, not a curated record. Gene Ontology annotation, cellular component: nucleus; proteasome core complex; proteasome core complex, alpha-subunit complex. The transcript has a single exon. Lineage: Eukaryota; Metazoa; Arthropoda; Insecta; Diptera; Diopsidae. Bases 1 to 669 code for a protein of 222 amino acids.